Laetiporus sulphureus 93-53 is the source of this 972-nucleotide messenger RNA. RefSeq lists its product as uncharacterized. The transcript is spliced from 3 exons. Bases 1 to 972 code for a protein of 323 amino acids. NCBI's taxonomy places the organism in Eukaryota, Fungi, Basidiomycota, Agaricomycetes, Polyporales, Laetiporaceae. Gene Ontology annotation, biological process: nuclear-transcribed mRNA catabolic process, RNase MRP-dependent; intronic box C/D snoRNA processing; rRNA processing. Gene Ontology annotation, molecular function: ribonuclease MRP activity. Gene Ontology annotation, cellular component: cytosol; ribonuclease MRP complex; nucleolar ribonuclease P complex. The record is from RefSeq and is a predicted model, not a curated record.
AUGUCAGACAAGACCGCACGCAUUCACGCCAACCCGUCUAACCGUGCUGGGGCGAGGGGGGCCGCCGAUCGGAAGGUGGUCUUUCGAAGCGUGCUGGAUAACCCGUUCAGGGUGCAAUGGCCAUCCCUUCCCGUAAAUGUGCAAAAUACAAUUUUCACUCGCGUGCUCGACAUGGUCAGAGAAGUCUCCAUAUAUCAUCACUCCCGGCACGGGCACAGCUUCCAACGAAAAAGAGCUCAGAAAGGCCCAAAUGCCCGAACGCGCAAGAGCCAAAGGUCGUCAUCUAGGGACACAUCACCCCAUGAACCCAACUCUUUGGAUGAUGAAACCCUCUCUGUUCCCGCAUGCCCAGAAACUCCCACUAAUUCCAACACGGCUGUGCUUGGCACAGAGUCUACGUCAAUACCGCUCCCGCCGGUUCUUGAUCAUUUGGAAAUUGGCAUCAAUCAAGUAACCAAAUUGUUGGAGGGGAUGGCACAGUCCUACCGCCGAGCCGUAACAGCGAAGGACAGCGCCGAGCUUGCCACGAAUGACUGCAACCACCUAGUCCUUGUCUGCCGGGGUGAUGUCAACCCUCCCAUCCUGAUUCAGCAUCUUCCCCAUCUUGCUGCGGCAUGUAAUUCUCGCCGUGCCAAUGGAACCACUGGCAAAGUUUGGCUCGUUCCUUUACCCAAAGGUGCAGAGCUGUCCUUGACAGAGGCCUUAGGUCUCAGAAGAGCCUGCGUGAUGUCAAUUGCGGACUCUGCCCCGGACUUUUCGACGCUUACAACCCUUCUUGAGAAGAUACCAUUGAUCACUGCUCCCUGGCUGUCACAUUUGUUGACACCUCAGGUUGACAGUCUUGUCCCUACACACAUCAAGCAACUCCAUACUACGGCCCCCAAAGACAUGAGAGCUGCCAAACAGAAGCGAGCGAAAUCAAGGGCAGCCGCCCGACAACGGAAAAGAGAUUCGAAGAAGCAUCCGGCGUAG